CAUUUUUUCUUUUUUCUGUUUUUUUAAAAAAAGAAAACAUAACAACCCAUUAAUUUUAUAAGUACGUUAUAAAUUCAAACAAAUAAAAUUAUCUAAAUAAAUAAAAAAAUCAUGAACAAAAAAAUUUGUGUAUUUAAUUGUUGACCCACUCAAUAAAUGCAAUCAUUAUUAUUUUUCUUCCACAAAAACUUCCCAGCCAUGGACUCUGUCCUGCUCGUGACAGAAAAAAGAUGUUGGAAUUUCAGAUUGUGUAGACCGUAAGAUGUUUGAUAAAAGGCCUGAAGGAUGAGACCCCCAUCGAAGAGAAAAGUAUACUGUAAGUGCGCGUCUUGUAAGAUUCCAUCACUAUGCUAAGGCAUGAGCAAUAGCAUCGAAAAGCUGAGCCGAAGAGGACCCACCCAGAGUCUCGCUCUCUCUGUUAUUGUGGGAAAUUGAAAAAAUAUUGGCUUUCUGUGAAACAAAGCAAGAAAAUUUUUGAAGCUAGUGAUUGGUGUUUAAAUAUUCAUUGAAUAGUGAUUACCGAUGCUGCAAAAUCACUAUCCAUGGGCGGGAAUAAGGAGUUAUUAUAUUGUUCUUUCUCAUUAUUAUGUCCUGAUAUAUUAAAUAUCAAGUCUGAAAACCCAACUUCCCUUUCAUUUAUUAAUGCUUCCAAGAGAAACCCCCAUCCGAACCUUGGUUGUUCUGGUCUCCAGUCAAAGAUAAACGCUUAGUGAUGUUCUAGUUGGUGAAACCUUGGACCUUAAGAUGGAAAAGCGGAAGUGGUUGUGGAAGCGGAAGUCUUCUGAGAAGAGCCCCGGUGAAACUGAAAGUUCAGGUUCAAUAUCUUCGCAUUCUGAGAGGUACUCUGAUGAUCAGCAGGAGGCACUUAAGGGAUCUCCUGAUCAUAAUUCUCAAUCACCUGAAGUUUCAUCAAAAGCUGAAGCUGGUACUGAACAUGACGAGAGUUCAUUAAGAAAGGAAACCAUUAAUGAUAGCAUGAAGAGUCUGACAGAAAGAUUGUCAGCAGCUCUUGUAAAUGUUAGUGCGAAGGAAGACUUGGUGAAGCAGCAUGCAAAAGUUGCUGAAGAAGCUGUUGCAGGCUGGGAAAAAGCUGAAAAUGAAGUGGGCAUUUUGAAGCAACAACUAGAGGCUUCAGUUCAGCAAAAAUCAGCACUGGAAGAUCGUGUGAUGCAUCUUGAUGGAGCCUUAAAGGAAUGCGUUAGGCAGCUGAGACAAGCAAGAGAGGAGCAAGAGCAGAAAGUCCAUGAAGCUGUCCUAAAGAAAACCAGUGACUUAGAAUCUACCAAAUCCAAACUAGAGAGUCAGCUACUUCAACUCCAGAACCAAGUAGAAGUAAAUAAAACUGAGUUUUCACCUCGUGUUGAUCCAGAUCUUUUACUGAAGCUUGAAUAUUUGGAAAAAGAAAACUCAGCUCUUAAACUUGAGAUUCAAUAUCAAGCAGAGGAGUUAGAAGUAAGGACAAUUGAGAGGGACUUGAGUACUCAAGCAGCUGAAACAGCCAGCAAACAACAUUUAGAGAGUAUCAAGAAGGUUGCUAAGCUUGAGGCUGAGUGUCGAAGGCUAAAAGCAAUUACUUGUAAACCAUCCUUGGGUAAUGACCAUAAAUCAACUGCUGCUUCCUCAACUUAUGCAGAGUCUUACUUGGAUAGUUAUUCGGACAGUGGGGAUCGGCCAAAUGCCGAUAUUAAUUCCCAUAGGAUUUCAAGCUCUGAAUCAAACAAAUGUGAAAAGAGUUUUUCAGAUUCGUGGGCAUCAGCUCUGAUAGCUGAGCUUGAUCAAUUUAAGAAUGAAAGGGCUGUUAAUAGAAAUCAUUCAUCCCCUUCUUUCGACAUUAAUCUGAUGGAUGAUUUUCUUGAGAUGGAGCGACUUGCUGCAUCACAACAAAUUGAGAGUGGAAGCAGUUGCCUGGAAUCUAAAGUUGUUGCUAAUCAACGCAACAAUGAUGAAAGUUCCAUGAGAAAGGAACUUGCAGCUAUGUUUCAUAGGACAGCUGAAUUGGAAGAGAAAUUAGCAAAGUUGGAAACAGAAAAGGCUGAACUUGCAGCUAUGGUUCAUCGGACAACUGAAUUGGAAGAGAAAUUAGAAAAGUCGAAAGCUGAGCUUGCAACUGUGAUUCAAUGGACAGCUGAAGUGGAAGAGAAAUUGGAAAAGUCAGAAAGAGAAAAAGAUGAACUUGUAGCUGUGAUUCAUCGGACAACAGAAUUGGAAGAGAAAUUAGAAAAGUUGAAAACAGAGAAAGCUGAGUUUGCAGCUAUGGUUAAUCGGACAGCUGAGUUGGAAGAGAAAUUAGAAACGUUGGAAACAGAGAAAGCUGAGCUCGCAGCUAUGGUUAAUCGGAAAGCUGAAUUGGAUGAGAAAUUGGAAAAGUUGGAAAUGGAGAAAGCUGAUCUUGCAGCUAUGGUUAAUCGGACAGCUGAAUUGGAAGAGAAAUUAGAAAAGUCAGAAACAGAAAAAGCUGAUCUUGCAGCUAUGGUUAAUCGGACAGCUGAAUUGGAAGAGAAAUUAGAAAAGUCAGAGACAGAAAAAGCUAGGCUUGCAGCUAUGGUUCAUCGGAAAGCCGAAUUGGAAGAGAAAUUAGAAAAGUUGGAAACAGAGAAAACUGAACUCGUAGCUAUGGUUCAUAAGACAGCUGAAUUGGAAGAGAAAUUAGAAAAGUUGGAAUCAGAGAAAGCUGAUGUAGCAGCUAUGAUCCAUCGGACAGCUGAACUGGAAGAGAAAUUGGAAAAGUCGGAAAGAGAGAAAGCUGAACUUGCAGCUAUUAUUCAUCAGACAGCUGAAUUGAAAGAGAAAUUAGUAAUGUUGGAAACAGAGAAAGCUGAACUCACAGCUAUGAUUUAUCAGACAGCUGAAUUGGAUGAGAAAUUAGGAAAGUUGGAAACAGAGAAAGCUGAACUAGAGACUGCUUUAACCAAGAGUCAGGAAAGUAUUGAGGCAUCACAAGUUCAACUUACAGGAGCAGAGAAGAAGCUGGAAGAGUUGCAAAGUAAGCUAAAUCUCGCAAAAGAAUCGAAGCAGAUUUUGGAGUCUCAGCUCGUCAGCAUGGAAGCGGAAGCUCGGAUCACUUCUGCAAAGAUGGCUCUCUUAGAAGAAGAGAUUCAAAGGGAGAAGGCUUUGUCAGCAGAAAUGGCUGUCAAGUGUCGACAUUUAGAGGAUGAGCUAUCAAGAGAAAAAGAGGAGGUCAAACUCCGGCGGGCUGCAAACUCAAAUGGUGAAAUGAAGAUAAAGCAGGAAGACUUGGAUGUAGCUGCUGGAAAACUUGCAGAGUGCCAAAAAACAAUAGCAUCUCUUGGUAAUCAGCUCAAGUCUUUAGCAACACUAGAAGAUUUCCUGAUCGACACUGCAAGCCUGCCAGAGUUCCCUGCUGGUACACCAUUGCUCACUAGUAGUGGAGAAGAGUGGAAGUUUCAUUCUAAUGGGACAUUUUCACCAAAAAGAGAUUCUAAUUCAUCAAAACCACCUGAGGGGAGUUCUAUUCCAACACUAAAUAAAAAUGAUGGGAACUCAACAACAUCUUCAUCAACUUCAUCUGCAGUGAUUUCAACUCAUGUCUUCACCGAAAAGAACCGGAAUGGUUUUGCAAAAUUCUUUUCCCGAACUAAAAGUGGGAUAAGGCUAGAAAUUUAAUCAGGGUUAGGUUUAAAUAUUAGAUUAUGAAACAGAGAUAGUUUGAUUUUAGUAGAUUUUGCUGAUUAAUGCUGUUUAAUUGGCACAUUUUUUUUUGUGUUUAAACGAAUAGUGAUCAAUGAAAUUCUUAAAUUUUAAGA
This is a messenger RNA of Ziziphus jujuba (common jujube), 3764 nucleotides long. Its product is annotated as filament-like plant protein 1. The transcript has 7 exons. The record is from RefSeq and is a predicted model, not a curated record. Bases 745 to 3624 code for a protein of 959 amino acids. Lineage: Eukaryota; Viridiplantae; Streptophyta; Magnoliopsida; Rosales; Rhamnaceae.